CCGAUAUCUUGAUAGCAGAGUGCAGAUCUCCCUUAUCUACUGCUCAGUCCAGCGAUUGCUUGCGGUUGUCUAGCCUGUGUGUUCCAUGUUGAUACCUACCUAUCCCAUCCACAGAAUAUCCCACAGAACAUCUCACAGAAUAUUUGACAAAAGUAACCACAUACCACAUUCACAAUGCCUUCAGCUAUCCCACAGAACGAAUCUGCCCUCUACGAGGAGCCAAAGCCAUGGGAUCCAGAUCACCUCCGGACUCGCUUCGUGCAGGCCCUCUCAGAGAUGUACAGAACCGAAGUACCCCUCUACGGCAAGCUCGUAGACGUCGUCAACCAAGUCGAUACCACCACCCUCCAGUCCCGCGGCCAAAGCCUCAACGACCUCCCCUCCCGCUUCCAGCUUGAGCGCCAUGGCGCCAUUAGACUGGGCACCCAGCAAGAAAUGCGCAUGAUCAGCCGCCUCUUCGCCGUCAUGGGCAUGUUCCCCGUCGGCUACUACGACCUCAAAAUGGUCGGUUUUCCCCUCCACGGCACGGCUUUCCGGCCCCAGACCGAAGAAUCCCUCCGAAAGAACCCCUUCCGAGUCUUCACCACCGUCCUCCGACCAGACCUCAUCUCCUCCCCGAAAGUCCGGGAGAUGGCCACCUCCAUCCUCUCCACCAGACAGCUCUUCUCCUCCAGGCUUAUCGAGCUGAUCGACCAAGCGGAGACCUCUGCUCUAGCCAACCUCACGGCCCAAGACGCCAACAACCUGAUUACCGAAUCUCUCAAGAUCUUCAAAUGA
Podospora pseudopauciseta is the source of this 777-nucleotide messenger RNA. RefSeq lists its product as uncharacterized. The record is from RefSeq and is a predicted model, not a curated record. The transcript is spliced from 2 exons. Bases 175 to 777 code for a protein of 200 amino acids. Gene Ontology annotation, molecular function: oxidoreductase activity. Lineage: Eukaryota; Fungi; Ascomycota; Sordariomycetes; Sordariales; Podosporaceae.